Molecule: messenger RNA, 2311 nt
Organism: Setaria italica (foxtail millet)
Lineage: Eukaryota; Viridiplantae; Streptophyta; Magnoliopsida; Poales; Poaceae
Exons: 5
Coding region: 256-2028 (590 amino acids)
Source: RefSeq, a predicted model, not a curated record
UCUUCUUCACUUCCUCUCUCCGGCCCCCGCCGCCUCUAGGCUCUUAUGCUGCGGCAAAAUCCCUUUCCUUCGAUCGGUAUCUUUGAAGCGAGUUCGUCUUGGGUGUCUCUGUUUCGGAUUUCUUCUCUGUAGCUGUGCUGGAGAGGAACGAACGCCGGCCGUAAGACAUUCCUUGGAUGCUAGCAUUUUGAACCAUGGUUUUCCUUUGACACCAAUCAAAAGUAAUUCAGGUAAACUUAAAUCACCCAAAGCUACAUGGAGAAUCAAAGGCAACAUAGCAGCUCUUUUGGCCCAAAGUUGCGCAUGUCAACCAAAUCAAAAGCGGCAAACGGGUCUAUGAGACGCAAGCCUAGGUUUAAUUCUAAGCGCAUGAACAAUAUCAUCAAAGACAUGGAGAGACGCAAGGCUUAUAUGCCUAACAUGAGAAAGAUGAAUGCUAGAAGUGGUGUUGGUGUUAAAGAUAAUGCUCAUAUCCAUAGUGGCAAGAAACCAUGUGGGAGUGAUAAGAAAGAUCAAGAUGGUAUCAACAGGAUAGCAGAAGUCAAUAUACUACCUCAGAAGGAUAGCAGAGCUGGACAAUCUUCUGAUGUGUUGCCAUUGAAGAAUGGUGCUAGCAAAUCAAAGCAAUCAUUAUCACAUAUCUCAAAGAAUGCAAGGCAAUCUCCUACCUCAAGGUUAGACAAUGAUUUGAUUCCUUUGAUGGAUAUCAAGUCAUCUCAUCCAUUGAGAGUUGAGAAUGUACUCCCUUCGAUUUGUUCGAAGGAAUUGGAGAAUCCAACCCCCUUCCACUCGAAAGAUGGAUCAAACGCCACGAAAGAUGGAUCAAACACCAAUUUGGGACUCCGGAAGCAAUCUCACUCUGGAACUUCACAUCAUGUUGAUGUGGAGUUAAUGGCCAAGUCGGCUCACCAGGCAAGGAAUGCUGAUUUGGAGUUAAUGGCCAAGUCAGCUCACCAGGCAAGGAAUGUUGAUUUGGAGUUAAUGGCCAAGUCGGCUCACCAAGCAAGGAAUGUCUAUGCAUCAAGCAGUGAUGAUGAUACCUUGGGUCCAAAGUCAAAUGGCGGACAAGAAAGCAAUGUUAGAAAGGACUCCAAGGAAAUCUCAAGACCCUUAAAGUGCAAAAGAGUCUCAAGAGGUUCAAAUAUCCCAUUUGCAAGUGAAACCCUUAAGGCAUCGUGCAAAGAUAAGAAUUGUGCAAUAGUUUCUUCCAAGGAUGUUGCCCAAAGUGAGUUUACAAAAACAUGCUUGCAUAAGAAGGAUCAACCAUCUGGAUAUGUUGGCAAAAACAAUGAUGUCAAUUCAAAGAGGAAGAAGGUAGAAGGAAGACUUACGACAUGUGACAACGAUGAUUAUACAAGGGUUGUACAACAAGAUAAUUUGACUUGUGGGACGAUAAAGAGAAGGAGAUGCAUGGCACCAAAUGAAGUUGGAGAUGAAGUUGAUGGUUGUAAUAAGAAUCUGAUGGGUGUUGAUAGUACCAUUACAUUGACACCACAAGAAGCUCUUUUGAAGAAGCAACAAUGCAAUUAUUGCUCGAAACCUAUCUGCGAACCUUCUUGGAAGGGAAUCUUUAAGAUAGAUGGUAAGGAAUACAUAUCACUUGCGGGACAUUUAUCAACCAAAUCAUGCGAGAAGGUGUGGGAAUUAUCAAAAUCAUUGCCUCCAGUGGUUGAAGUGGAACGCGUUUCGAGAUUGGUUGCCUGGCCUAGUGUAUGGAAGGCAUCAAAACCUAGCAGUGACAACAUUGGCUUGUAUUUCCUCCAUGAAAAUAUGAGGAACGUUGAAGAACUAGAUCAACUUGUUAAGGAAGUCGUGGAGAAUGAUUUGCUCUUGCGGGCUGUUGUCAAUGAAGCUGAGAUGCUUAUAUUUCCUUCUGUUCUACUGCCCAAACGAUACCAGACGUUUCAAGCCAAAUACUACUUAUGGGCAGUGUUCAAACCCAGGGAAGAUAAAGGUGAUGUACUUGCAGAACCGCUAAAUGGUACUGGGCAUCGUGCACAGGCAACAUGUUUGAAACCAGCAAUCUGAGGUAUAAUGUAAGAACCAGGUCAAGAAAUGAUUGUGAUGACCUCAGCCUUGAGGAGCUUCUGGUGUAGCAGCAGGAAAAGUACUAGACUUUUGAGAUGUAAAAUAAGGGAGUGGACUUUUGUCAGCUUGUAUGUAUGCACCUUCUGUGCGUGUCUGAAGGAUCUCUGCUUGUAAAGUUUAGGUGUUUGUAUCGCUGCUGUUAGCGUUGCCUAGUGUAGCUUAAUGCAGGUUUGGCCUUAAAUAUCUCUACUAUGUAUGGCAAGUCAGUGCACUGGUUUUCUGA